CAGUCGAUUAUAGAGAAAAAAUAGAAACAUUCAAGGCGUAGUUGAAGCUUUAAGAAAGAUGAGAUGGUGCUACAAUUUAAAUUUGCCAAAAGGGAUGAUAGGGCCUUGCAGGAGAAUAUUUUGACAGAUAAACAAAACUUAGAGAGAGGAAGUCGAGAGAUUGUGAAAGGAAGCCCCAGGUUGUAUAUAUCUUAUGUCUGCCCAUUUGCUCAGCGUGUUUGGAUUGCAAGAAAUUACAAGGGCUUACAAGAUGAGAUGGAAUUACUACCUAUUAAUCUAGCAAACCGACCUUCUUGGUACAAGGAAAAAGUCAAUCCUCGGAACCAGGUGCCUGCACUUGAGCACAAUAAACAAGUCAUAGGGGAGAGUUUAGAUUUGCUCUAUUAUCUUGAUGUGCAUUUUGGAGGCCCAAAACUUCUGCCUGAUGAUCCAGCAAAGAAAGAGUUUUCAAAUGAGUUGGUCAAAUAUAGUGUGGACUUCAUUAAAGAUAUGUACACUGCUUGUACUGCAAAAGAAGAUGUGGAGAAGAAACUGAGUCUCCCUUUUGAUUAUCUUGAAAAUGCUCUUUCCAAAUUUGAGGAUGGUCCCUUCUUUCUUGGUGAAUUCAGCAUGGUUGACAUGGUAUAUGCUCCAUUCAUUGAGAGAUUCCAUAUUUUCCUUUUGGAUGUUAUGAAAUAUGAUCUGACAAGUGGAAGGCCCAGGCUGUCAACUUGGUUUGAGGAGAUAAAUAAAUUGGAUUUCUAUACACAGACCAAGUGUGAUCCUCAGCAAGCUCUCAAAAUCUUCAAGGAAAGAUUCUCGGUGAAGUGAGAUCAGUGGGAACUCUUCAUAUUGGGAUGUUAUCUCCCCAGUAUCACAUGCAAGGAAUGAGUUACACAUUUGGAAAGUGGACACUUAUAUUAUUUAUGUGAUGUUUGAUAUGUAUGUAUAUCAUAAAGGUUCAUUUUGUUGGAACCAUAUUACAUCUUGCAAUUGGGUUGUAUUGACGUCCUUAUGUCAUAUUCUUUCUAGUUUUCUGUCCAUUUUGCUAGAAAAUUUGUCAUGCUCCUAUGAAAUUUACUCCUUGCUAGGAUGCUUCAUUUAGGAUGGUCUGGAAAGAACUUAAAAUGGAUUAUAUGUGCUAUUUGUUUACCGCUGUAUUGAUGGUCAAA
This is a messenger RNA of Amborella trichopoda, 1151 nucleotides long. NCBI's taxonomy places the organism in Eukaryota, Viridiplantae, Streptophyta, Magnoliopsida, Amborellales, Amborellaceae. The record is from RefSeq and is a predicted model, not a curated record.